Paramormyrops kingsleyae is the source of this 2222-nucleotide messenger RNA. NCBI's taxonomy places the organism in Eukaryota, Metazoa, Chordata, Actinopteri, Osteoglossiformes, Mormyridae. The record is from RefSeq and is a predicted model, not a curated record.
GGCGGUAACGUUCUGGGGUUCGCUUAGCAAUGCAAUAGUUGCUGCCAGCUCUGAGUGCCGCUGUUGGUCAAUUUUAGCUAUUUCAUCUACCGCCUUGUACAUGUCACACGGAAGAGCGUUUGCCGCAUCAACUAACUCGAAUAAGCAGAUGUACAGUCCAUCGCACUGAAUGUAAAGUAGCCUUCGUUUAGGUAUUAUGAUACAUAAUGGCCAACGCCUUUAGAUUUUCUAUGUAUUGUUUUACCUUGAAUUUAUGUUUCGUAAUCCUGAGACUCCUGUGUAUCGUUGACGGUGGUUGGAAGAUUUCUCGAUUUUGGAAAUGGCAGCAUCUUCUGCUCCUCUGUCUGUGCAGAGCAGAGACGGCAUUCGGGCAGGUCCGCUAUUCUGUCCAGGAGGAGAUGGCAAAGGGCUCCUUCGUGGGCAAUAUCGCACAAGACUUGGGUCUGGACGUGCAACGGCUGAAAUCGGGCCGGGCUCGGGUUUUUACGGAAGACGGUCGUGAGUAUUUUGGUCUGAAUAUUGACAAAGGGACGCUGGAAGUGAAAGAAAGGAUUGAUAGAGAGGAGCGGUGCGGCUCGGUCUCUCCAUGCUCUCUACAUUUUCAAAUCAUACUUGACAAUCCUAUGGAGCUCCAUCGCAUAGAUGUCGAAAUAUUGGACAUCAAUGAUCAUGCUCCAGCUUUCGCGGAAAAGGAAAUAGUGAUACCGAUUAGCGAGUCUGCGAUAGCCGGCGCUAGGUUUUCAUUAGAGAGCGCUAAAGAUCCGGACGUUGGUGACAAUGCUCUUCAGUCUUAUUUACUGAAACCCACAGAUCAUUUUAUAUUGAAUUUUGAAUCCCGUCCCGACGGUACAAAGCAUGUACAAAUGCUGCUUAAAACAGCGCUGGACAGAGAGGAGCAAGAACACAUUAAUUUAUUCUUGACUGCAAUAGAUGGAGGAACCCCCCCAAAAUCUGGCACCGUCAAGAUACUCGUGAAUGUCCUGGAUGCAAACGACAAUUCUCCCGUUUUCACUCAGACAGUGUAUAAAGUGUCUUUACAGGAAAAUUCAGCUAAAGGAAUCGUGUUUUUAACAGUACGCGCGGCAGACGCGGACACGGGAACAAACGGGGAGGUAACCUAUUCUUUUUCUCAGUCCAGUGAUGGCGCGUCUGAAGCAUUUUCUAUAGACCUCAUUACUGGGGAAAUUAUACUCAAAGGUAAUAUUGAUUACGAAAGAAAUAAACAGUACGAGAUAAUUGUGAAAGCGACAGAUCAGGGUGGCUUAACGGACACUAGCAAAGUACUGAUUGAUAUUUUGGACGUGAAUGAUAAUGCUCCGGUUAUAACUGUAAUGUCGUUAUCAAGUCCUAUACCAGAAAAUGCUGCGCCAGAUACGGUCGUUGCUAUGCUGAAUAUUAAAGAUGCAGACUCGGGAAAAAACGGACAAAUUAUAUGUUUAAUCGAUGCCGAUUUACCUUUUAAAAUAAAGUCAACUUCGUCUAAUUUCCACAGUUUAGUUACUGAACGUGUUUUGGAUCGUGAAAUGGUAUCGGAAUAUAAUGUGACAAUAACAGCUACUGACGGAGGAUCACCAACAUAUUCUUCUAAAAAAACGCUAACUUUAAAGAUAUCAGAUAUUAACGAUAACGCGCCUCAGUUUGAGAAACAGUCUUACACCGCUUAUGUUAUGGAAAAUAACUUACCGGGCGUAUCAAUAUACUCAGUUAAAGCAGGUGACAAGGAUUCUGGAAACAAUGCCCAUGUUUCUUACUUACUAGAAGAUACUCAGACAAAUGGAUUUUCUGUGUCCUCAUAUAUCUCCGUGAACUCGGAGACUGGUUCUAUUCACGGUGUUCGCACUUUUGAUUUUGAGCAAAUAAAAGAAUUUCACAUUCGAAUUACAGCUCAGGAUGGAGGGUCUCCUCCUUUACGAGGAAAUGCAUCAGUUCACAUUAUUAUACAGGACCAGAAUGACAAUGCACCUCAGAUCCUCUACCCAAUACAGACUGGUGGCUCCUCGGUGGCUGAGAUGGUGCCUCGUUCAGCUGAUGUGGGCUAUCUUGUCACUAAAGUGGUGGCCGUCGAUGUGGACUCUGGACAGAAUGCCUGGCUCUCAUAUAAGAUGCAGAAAGCGACAGACAGGGCGCUGUUUGAAGUGGGCUCACAAAACGGGGAAAUCAGAACUAUACGCCCGGUCNACUUUACAGCAUAUGCACAACUACGAGGUGUAUAUGACGACUGA